GAUCCCAACACAAUAUCACCUCAUGUUGUGCAUACUGUCAAGCUGCGCCAUUAUUACGUAAUCUGCAAUUGAGGGACUUCCAUAUAGACCAGUUCGUAGUUACAUCAGGGACAAUUUUGGUCAAAUGACCUUUCAUUUAUUUCAUUAUGAUAGGCAGAUUUCAAAGCAGGAUAUAACAUAUGCAUGCCUUACAUAGCAGGAUGAAGAAAUUGAAUUAUACCAGGUGACUAGAAUAGCACAACAUUGAAGACUCCAUGAAGGUAUUUGUUGCAUUUCUACUUUGAAUGCAUAUUAUAGCAUGUUGUACAAUGUACUUGGCAAACUGCAGUGAAAUACCAGUCGUGGACGCAUUUUUGUUCUUUGUGGAUGCAAAUGAAAAACACAAUUGAAAAUAAUAUAUGAAUAAUCAAGACACCAAAGUUGGUGCUUAUCUCAUUAAAUUUUAAACCACCAUGCCACUUUAGUACAAAUGACCUUUCUCUGAUCAUGCGCAGAAUCUUCUGAUCAUGUGCAGAAUGGAACUACGAACUGGCUUAUUCCAAAUAGAUGCUUCAAUCCGGGCUUGCAACAACCUAAAUUGCUCAGCUGGAAAACCACACUUGUUCUUGAAUCUUCCCACCAGAAUUACAAAACUUUGGCAACCUUAGACAGUUUCCUACAUGCACACCAAAAAUGGACAUACCGGGCGACUACACAAUGACGAGGGAGGAAGCUCUAAGUUUCUUGAGAGAUGUCUUGAUGAUAGAGUCCGCAGUCUCCAAGCUCCAAUCGGACAAACCCAUUUUCCUCGAUGAGUUGAUCACGGCCAUGGGACAUCACAUCCCAUACCAGACUGUCAAAGGCAUCGCAACGCACCCGGAUAAUCGGAUAUUACCAACGGCAUCGGAUAUCAAGAGAGAUAUAACUUCCAAAGUUGGAGGCCUUUGCUAUCAACUCAAUAUAUUCUGCUGGAUGUUGCUUCGCGCUCUCGAUUUCGAUGCUUUUCUCGUCUCGGGUGACUACAUGCACUACAAAGACCAACACGUUGUGAUUAUUAUUGAUAGCCUUACUGGGAACGGUUCAAAACAUUUCUUCGAUGUUGGAUUAGGUUAUCCGACUCUUCAACUGAUUCCUCUUGAUUUCGAGCAGGAAUCGCCUGUAUACUUCGACUCCUACAUGCGAUAUCGAUUCGUCCGUCAAGGAACCAAGGUGCUAACCCUCCAGCUAAGCGUUGAAACAAAUCCAGCUCAAGCUUACCAUGUGAAGCCAGAAUACAUCUGUGAUGGUUGGAUUUCGUUUAUUUUCAUCUACGUCGACCACCCGGUUACAAUUUCCCAUUUCAACAAUUCGAUGACGGAUAUCUUCACGGUUGCUGAUCCGGAAAACUGCUAUCUAACCAGCUUGCGUUGUUUGACCUACCCAAAUGGUCGUCUUACGUGCAUCAAGGAUUCAAAACUUCUGCUCAAGGACGAAGAGCAUCGGGUGCAGGUUACUCGCUUCCGGUCACGUGAUGAGGUAUUGGCCGCCUUUGUCAGAUAUUUUCCACAAUUGCCUGUCGACAUGGUGAAAACUGCGAUAAAAGAUUUUGAAUUUGCCUUUGAAAGGAAAUAAAAUGUAAACUUGUAGGAUUUUUUUACUCAAUUCUUGCAAGUUUUAUAUAUUUUUUUUUUCGAAUGCUGCAUGAACUUCUAAAGGGUUUUGUAACUUCGUGAUGUUGAAAUCGUUGAACACCAACAACUGACAGUAAGCAAAUAGCUACCAUUGGUAUACUUUAUGGGACAAACCUCCUGCAUGCUUGGGUCUGUGGCCCGUAACACAAAGCUUAUAGCAAUGAUCGUAGAAUAAUUUUCUAUAUACGAUUGAUUCCAUUGACUACAUUGUACUAUCAAUCGUAGAAAUCAAGCGUACAAUUGAUCGUUAACGUUUGUGUUACGAGACUUUGGCUGGCUGAGAGCAGUUUGUCAGUGAAGUCUCUGGAAAGUCCAUUCUCAAAACACUGUCCGGUUGCAAAGUUCAAAUACUCUUCCACAAAUUAUAUUAUUAAACAAAAUUAAUGAGCUUCUGUAAGUCAAAGUUUGGCGUAGUCAGUAAUUCCUAAUAACUGUCAACUCGUAUUAAAUAUCACAGAAUGUAUCACAUAAAGUCUUUAGACUUCUUUUCCAGCAUCUUUUUAUUUUUUGUCUGGCCUUUAAGAAAUAGUGGAGGCUAAUGGACACAAUCAAAUUAUCGCCGAGCGUGUGUAAAACGGUCAAGAACUGAUAUUUGGGUUAUCACCUUUCUUAUUCUUCAGUUAUUUCUUACUCUUCCCCACGACGUUUGGUCGCUAAAAAGAAAAAAAGUUUUGCCGUUUUAGCACGAGGAUCACUAAGCUUUCAGUGUCACGGAUCAAUUUUCACUCACCAUUACUUAGUAUUAAGAUGUCUUUUACGACUGGAUUUAUAUGUUAUUGUCCCCGGACCAGCAUAUGGCUUUAUUAUAUUGAUAACGAAACAGAAAACGCGAAACGAGUAUUCAUUAUGAUGCAGAAGAGAGAGAGAGCUUUAUUGUUAUGAUUAUAUAAAGACGAUGAUUUUUAUGAAAAUAAUAUUACCAGGAAUGAUAACAAAAGCAGCAAUGAAAUACAAUUCAAGAUAACAAUGAUAACAACAGCAACAAUAAUAAUAAUGAUGAUAACAUAAUAUUAAUAAUGAUGAUGAUAAUAGCAAUACUUACAGUAAUCGAACAAAGAAAAUCCGAUGGUUAAAAUAACACUGCGAGUACAUUUUGGUUUAAAAGUUAAUAUGAAACUAUGUCAAUGUAUAGGUUCAUAAAUUCAAAUUCUCUGAAAGUUGAGUUUAUUUUCAUAACAGGGAAGAAAAUAAAUCGGCUGUUCAAAAAUUCAGAAAAAUUCGGAAGCAUGGGCUUAGAUUGUAACCAUUUAAAAUAAUUGCCAUAAGAUUAUAUUGAACUUUAAGACAUUUUGGACUAGCUUUUUUACCUAAUGUAUAGCUCACAUGAUUAUACUAUUCGCAUCCGUUGAUCAAGUUUGUUUGUUUGUUUGUUUUUUACAACAAAAAUCAGGAAUUUAUGACUCCAGACCUGUCACAUGAACAUUGGUUAUCAUUUUCAAAUGAUAGCCAAGGUAUUUCACGAUUUGAAAAUACUCUUGAUAUAGACUGUAAGAGGCUUUUUCAACAUACUCAAUGCAUACGUAAUAUACCAUUUUCAAGUAACAAAGCUAAACAAAAAUUAAACUAUAGGUUUUACCUUCACUCUAAACCAAUGUGAGUAGAUAUCAAAAUAACAAAAUAAAAGAACACUCUUGAAAAUAUUGUCGAUUCUCUUGUCAUUUUAAAUAGAGUUUAUUAUUUUGUCCUCCGCUGUCAGUGUUAGUUUCUUGGUAAAAGGCCUACAAUUAUGUUAUAACAAUAUUAGCCUAGUGGUGUGUGCAGACAAGUGAACAGUUGACAUCCUGAAUUCAUUAAUAAUUUUAAGUCAUAUUCUAUGAAAUCUCAAAUAUUCUCUUUUCAUAUAUAGAUGGUAAUAUCGUUAUGGAUAACACUUAACUCCUUUUAUAAAUCAUCUAUGUAAGACAUUAUCAAAAAAUAGUGGUGUAAUAUACAAAUUGAAAUCCUUUUUCUCUACUGAUAUUCUUUGUAUGAUGUAUUCAACACUAAUUCUCCCGUAUCUCAAUUACGGUGUUCUUGCAUGGGGUAAUUCUCUUAAAACCAAUCUAGAAAGGGUGUACUUGAUUCAGAAAAGAGUUUUAAGAAUUGUUUGUAAUGUUAACUAUCGCUCGCAUACUACCCCACUUUUUUAUGAGCAUAGAAUUCUAAAAUUACAAGAUAUCUUUGAUUUUCAACUUGGUACUCUAAUGUAUGCAUACAAUGCAGGCAUCAUGCCACCAGCUCUGGUCACAAUGUUCAUGAAAAAUAGUGACAUACAUAACUAUUAUACACGAAAUGCUUCUGCAUUCCACUUACCCAAGUUACAUACAAGUUCUGCUUUUAGGACAGUUGUAAAUACAGGACCCAGGUUUUGGAACUCUCUCAAUUCAAAUAUAAAAAAAUCGGUAAGCAUUUAUACUUUUCAGCGUGUACUUAAAGGUUAUCUUCUUAAUUGUUAUUUGUGAGUUGCUCUAUAGGUUAAGAUAUGCUUUUAUAUACUAUGUUAUUUUUAAUUUUGGAGCCUAUAAAACUGUAUAUAAGACUGGAGAAUGUUAUGAUAUAUCAAUAUAUAUUUAUCUUGUAUCUUGUCUAACUGGAUUCUUCUGCAGAGGGUCAGCCCACGUUUUUUUCCUUUUGUAUUCUUUUCUUGUGUUUCUUUUACCUUUGUCAUGUUUUGUUUUUUACUUUACUAUUAUUAUUUAUACAUACGAUCGUCCUCUUUUUUUCAUGCCAUGUUAUCCAUACUUAUUUCCUCUUCCAUCAUAUAUCACUUAAUUAUAUCAUAUUGUUGUUAGUUUAUUAGACUUCAUAACUGUACAUUCAAGCAAUGUAUUCUAUUAGUGUGUUUUUUGUCAUUGAUUAGUUUUAGUUUGUCUUUUUUGUUUUAUUGUUGCAUUUUUUUUUCUUUUGUAUUUUUAAAGAUAUUACAUGUCAACACUGAAUACUAUUCAGUCAUGUACUUGAAACAAAGGAGACCCUAGCCUUACAAGCCUUGCUUUUUCAGGGGUUCUCCUUGUCUUUCUCUCAAUACGUUUAGUUAUUUGCUAUGUUUCUUUUUUUUCUACUGUAACAAUGAUUUAUGGUUAAUUGAUUUUGUUCAUUUGUAGAAUGUGAAAUCAUACUUGUAAGAUAAAAUGUAUGUGCAGAAAGAAAGACGAAUAAAUAUCUUAUCUUAUCUUAUCUUAUCUUAAAUGGUUACAAUAUUAUGAUGACAUUCUCGCACAUUCCAUGGAAUUUAAUAAUAUUUUCCGUUCUUGGAGUUGUUAAAAAAAAAGAACUAAUUGGCUACUACUUUAGCCUAAGCUUAAUUAACUGUUUUAUGAAACAUUGAAAACUAUGCAAGAAAAUAACUUGAUUUUUUUGUUUGAGUAGUUUAAUAUAAUUUUCUGCUUAUGUGUCUGGGGGUCCCUUUGUUGCAUUCAAUUUAGAAGGUUAAUAUUCUAGACAAUUAGAAAUUAAGUAUUUUCAUCCUUACAUUGAGCCGUAGGGAUUAGGAGUGGAUAUAUUGCACGAUGGGAUAUAUUACAUGAUUGCAUAUUAAUGCAUGAUACAUGUAUAUACAAAUGUAUUAUCGAAUUCUGUUUAGCUGA
This is a messenger RNA of Lytechinus pictus (painted urchin), 5215 nucleotides long. RefSeq lists its product as uncharacterized. The transcript has 2 exons. Gene Ontology annotation, molecular function: acetyltransferase activity. The record is from RefSeq and is a predicted model, not a curated record. Bases 673 to 1590 code for a protein of 305 amino acids. Lineage: Eukaryota; Metazoa; Echinodermata; Echinoidea; Temnopleuroida; Toxopneustidae.